Molecule: messenger RNA, 519 nt
Organism: Coniosporium apollinis CBS 100218
Lineage: Eukaryota; Fungi; Ascomycota; Dothideomycetes
Exons: 3
Coding region: 1-519 (172 amino acids)
Source: RefSeq, a predicted model, not a curated record
AUGGCGACCGGGCUUGCAGUUUCCACCGAAGAUAUCGACGUGGUCGACGAGACGCCCAUCUCUCCAGUCCGCGACAAGCAGCGUCGCGGUUCACUCGAGAAACACCUCCAGCAGCGGCCGGAUGUGCAGGAUCUGAAGAACAGGCACAUCUUGCUGGACACCAAAGCUGCGCCAGCCCUGCAGGCACAACAGCAAGAACUGGAGCGGCAACGCGCAACGGAUAAUUUGAAGAAGGGGUUGGCGCACAGGCCGGAGAGACAGGAUCUUGUGGAUCGUAACAUCCUCCCUAAUUCGUCCGCCGCGCCGGCUCUCCAAGGUCACCAGAAGGAGCUGGAGAGGCACAUGCGGAGGGACAGCCUGGAGAAGCGGCUGCAGAGCAGGCCGAAGCCGGAGGAUCUGGUCAAGGGAGGGAUUUUAGAGGGUAUGUGUCUCCCUUUUGUUGCCAUUUUCACUUCGAACAUGUGUCUUGAGACAGAGAAAGGGAGACAAAGGAGUGAGCAGUCGCUGAUUGUGAAGUAG